This is a messenger RNA of Thalassophryne amazonica, 2702 nucleotides long. RefSeq names its product group 3 secretory phospholipase A2-like. Gene Ontology annotation, molecular function: A2-type glycerophospholipase activity. The transcript is spliced from 7 exons. The record is from RefSeq and is a predicted model, not a curated record. Lineage: Eukaryota; Metazoa; Chordata; Actinopteri; Batrachoidiformes; Batrachoididae. Gene Ontology annotation, biological process: phospholipid metabolic process; arachidonate secretion. Bases 11 to 2278 code for a protein of 755 amino acids.
CUUUAAUACUAUGACUCACCAAGUUUGCUAUGAGAUGAAGAGCAUGCGUCUUCUGCAGUUUAUUUUCACUGUUUCAUCUCUAACUCUGUCAAAUGCACAAGAUGUGUUCUUGUCAGGGACCUCCUGCUUCAGAUCCAGUGAAACUAAGGAGGGACAGACUCACGUCAUGUUUUUGCGGGAGGAGCUGCGUGGAAUCCACUCCUUGUAUCUCACCCUGUGGUCUGCAGAAAAGCAACUUGUUACAUGUGAAGUGAAAAGUAAUCCAACUGUUACAGAAAGUUACUACCGCACACUUUGUGAGAGAAGUGGCUCUCAAGGUCAAGAGGUCACCCGAAGCUUUAAUAUCAGCAUGCUGCUGGCACCAGACGGACCCUGUGCACCAGAAUCUUCUCCUGUGCUGAAGACUAUCAGCCACCUGAGCAGUGAUGGGACAGAGAGAAAAACUCGGACUAAACGCACAAUAUUUCCAGGAACACUUUGGUGCGGCAAUGGCCACAGGGCCAGGACAUAUGAACAGUUAGGAAUGUUUGAGAAUACGGACAAAUGCUGCCGUGAGCAUGACCACUGCAAGCACAUAAUCUCCGCCUUCUCUGUGAAAUACGGAGUCCUCAAUCCAAACUUCUUCACAAUCUCACACUGCGACUGUGAUGAAAGGUUCCGAGAGUGCCUUCUUGGUGUCAAUGAUGCCAUCUCCAACAUGGUGGGCUACAGCUUCUUCAACAUCAUCAAGGCUCCCUGCUUUGAGCUCACACAGCAGAAGCGCUGCACACAGAUGGACUGGCAGGGGAUGUGCCAGAUAUCCAAAGAGGCACCACAUGCCAUCUUCAAACACCUCGGGGCUUACCACACACCUCACACAGUAAGCAAGUACAAGGACAAGAAGGACAGCAUCAAUUCAGAGAGCAACAAGGACCCCCGUGUAACAGAAGCUCCGACAGUCAGCCCAACACAGUCAACCAAAAGCCCACGUCGAUGCAGCACCAGAGAUGGACCCAGAGGAGACACUUUCUACCCAAAAAAGGCAAAGGGGAAAGGAUGCAAAACAGGCAGGAAAGCUCAAAAAGCUCCAAAACCAGCGAAUACCACGACUCCAGAAUUACAGCCAAAUACAACAUUGAUGCACAGGAUGCCAACGUUUUCAUUAGAAAAGAACACAUCUAUGUUAAACACACUGAAAAACCUCACACCAAUGUCAAAUAAGAAAAGACUGGAGAAAAAGAAGGAUAUAAGAAAGGGCCUGUCAGCUCAUCCCACUGUGAAAAGCCAAAACCAGUCGCAGCGAUUCACAAAACCAUUUCCACAAAUAGCACCUACAACACAAAGCAUCACAACGUCACCACAGCGAUCAGCAGGCUACAGACACCGACCCACAACCAGCACAGCAGUGCCCAAAACCACAAAAAGUCACCAAACAAAAGCUCCAAAGCAGAAUCGCUGCUGUGAACCUGCCGUAAGAGGGAAUGUAUUCCGGCGACAUUGUAACAGCUGUCUGGAAAACACAACAACAAACACACCGCCCAUAGCUACACAUUCAUUACACAUAAAGGGAACAGCAGCUCAGUCUUUGAGUCUCAGUAUGACAACAGAACGGCCCAAAUACAAGCCUUUGAAGAAACUCUCGACUCCAGCAGCUUCUGCGAUGCCUGUCAUCGCUCAGCGAAACACAGGACUUUUAAUGAAAGCACCAGCAACUCAUCUAAAAGAUGGAAAGACAACAAAGGAGACAGAUUCACAUCUACUACAGAAUCCCACAAGCCAGGAACCAAAAAUAAACCACCAAAGCAGAGCCCGCUGCUCUGACUCCAUGAAAAGCCGGAAUCAAACACAUAAUGCUCCACGUAACAUGACAGGUCCUGCCAACAACCAUCACCUGUGUGGAAGCCUAAAAUAUUUGGAUGACUGCCAAUACAAAAUUCGCCCUUUGGAGAUGAAGUACAAGUUAAAGAACAUGGAAUCAAAGCCAGUCUACCACUGUGACUGCACCAGCCGCUUGGCUCACCAGAUUGAAAGCUUCGAGCGACCCGGUAUUGUCGCAACGCUCCUGAAAGAUUUCGUCUCCCAGUACUGCUUCAGACUCCCAGAGGAGAAAAACUGCGAGGACAGGAAAAGGUGUCUUGGAGGCAUUGCUAAAGCUUCUGACCUACUUCAAGCACUUAAGAAGAAGGAGCAAAAAGAGACCACUGGAGCACAAAAUUCCACCAAUAGAAGAAAAAGAGGAACUCCUAUUCGACUUUAUAAGCGAUGCCUGAGAUUUGUUGCUGCAGGGGAGAGAUGCUGACAUCUUUCAGUACAGCUGGUGAUACAACAGACUCAGGAAAUGGUUCACAAUUCAUGAAGCAAUAUGUCUAACUUUAUGAUGGUGAAAAAACAGCAACAUAGUAGUGAAGAACACGAGCACUUGAACAUAUAAGACACUUAAUUAUUCAUUCCUUAUUUCCAUAACCGUGUUGAAAGUGCAGCUGUCACCUUUGUGCUCUGGAAGGUGAUCAGUGCGUCAGCUUAUGCCAAGAUGUCACUGAAUGAGAAUCUGAAUACAUUUAAGCUAAAUGGGUUUGUACCAUCAGAAGUGUUCACUGCCCCCCCCCAAAAGAAAUUGAGAAACCCCACAUUAAUAUAACAACUAGCGCAUUGCCCGUGGGGAUCCACAGGCUCUAGAUUGGGUAGUGUUGAUAAAAUAGGUAGCUGACUUUUUUUUUUUUUAA